Molecule: messenger RNA, 1621 nt
Organism: Drosophila sulfurigaster albostrigata
Lineage: Eukaryota; Metazoa; Arthropoda; Insecta; Diptera; Drosophilidae
Gene: Cpr78Cb
Exons: 5
Coding region: 362-1498 (378 amino acids)
Cellular component (GO): chitin-based extracellular matrix
Molecular function (GO): structural constituent of chitin-based larval cuticle
Source: RefSeq, a predicted model, not a curated record
AAUUGAGACGCCAACGUAUGGACAACACAAACAAAAGAGUGAACAAAACUAUUGACACUUUGAUUAUGUUUAUUGGUUUUUCAUCGAUUUCGCUUUGGGCCCGACAUUUUUCUCCAUCUCGCAUAUAAAGUUAGUAAGAAGCAUUGGACCAGUCCGCAGUACGGUGGCAAACUUUGAACCUCGCGCAGCUCGCGUUUAGAUCACGUAGAUCGCAUCGCAUCGCGUCUCAUAUCGGAAUUUCGAAUCAAACGAAAAAAAAAAAAAUAAAUAAAAUCGACAAUUAUCGCAUUAUCGCCAGACACAAAUCAAUACGAAAUUAAAUCAUAAUUAAACCCAGAUUAAAGUGAAGACUGUGAGAAAUAUGCGCAAUUUUCUCAUCACAUUGCUGUGCCUGGCGCUGAUCUCCUCGCAGCUGGAUGCGAGGCUCGUGAGGAUUCGUCGCAUUCGUCGCCUGGUCGGUGGCAGCGAACGUGAUGCCCAGAUAACGGAUUUUCGUGUCCAACCGCUGGACGAGAACGGUGUCUUUAAGUAUGCCUUCAAGACGAGCAACGGCAUCGAUGUCCAGGCAGCGGGAAGUGCUUUGGAAACGAUUGGCAUCUUUAGUUACACCUCGCCCGAGGGACAGGAUAUCGAGACACGCUACAUAGCCGAUGAGUUGGGCUUCCAUGUGGUGGGCAGACAUCUGCCCCAACCGCCUCCAACACCAAGCUAUAUACUGCGAUCAUUGGAGUACAUUCGCACCCACAACGAAGAUGGUUCGCCGAAAGUUCAUACACUGAUGGGUGCGAAUGUAUUCGAGGGCACGCAGCACAUAAGCGGGCACCGGGGGAGGAGUGGGCAGAUGAUCGCCAACUGGAUGGUAACCCUCCUCAUCGGCAGUGUAGCUCAGCGAGAUCUGUUCACCUUCGGGGGAGACAUAGGCGACGGCACCGCGAACACCCGAAGGAUUGCCGGCCUCCUGGACUUGAAUGCCAUUGCUUGUCUCGUAGGCAUACUGAUAGUUGCCCUCGGCAUCGGAUGCAUCAUUCUGGAAGCUGCGAAUCUGGGCGUCCUUGUUGAUGUUGUCGGCGCAGGCGCAGGCAAUGAGAGCGACACAGAGCACCUGAAGUGGAGUGGAGUGGAGUGGAACAACACAAGCAACAUGUUCAAGCUGUCCGUUUGCCUUAUUGCCGCCCUGGCCAUCUCCGCCGUCUAUGCUGACAACAUUAACAAGGAUGCCCAAACUAUCAGCGAGUCCAACGUUGCACCCGAUGCCGAAGGCAACUAUGCUUAUGCUUUCGAUACAACGAAUGGCAUUGCCGUACAGGAGGCUGGUAACCCUGCCGGAGUCUCUGGAGCUGUUAGAUACGUUUCGGACGAUGGAACUCCAAUCAGCUUGACCUACACCGCUGAUGAAAAUGGAUACCAUCCCGUUGGCGAUCAUUUGCCCACACCUCCCCCAAUCCCAGAGGCAAUCAUCAGAGCUUUGGAAUACAUCCAGUCUCAUCCUCAAGUGUAAUUGUUAAUGGUAGUAUAUAGACUAGACAUCAUAUCAUAUCGUGCAAUAAACCAAAAACUGAACUUGAUAUUUGAUCAAGUGAUGAACAGUGCUUAAAUUCAAAAAGAAAAUCAACUUUUAUUC